AGAUCAUCACUUCCUGUUUUCUUCUACACCUGUUAUAAAAUGAUACGUUUUCUUAUGAUCUUGUGAUAAAUGUACAACAUACAAGACAAGACAUAACAACUGUAAACAUCACUGGAUUUACCUUACUUUAUAGAUAACAGUUAUAUAUAUAUAUAUAUAUAUAUAUUCUUCCUGGUCUAUUAAGACAUACUUACUACAUGUAUUUUGUUCGUCGUUUACAGAUCACUAAGAAAGAGAAUAGGAAUUCGAAUAAUUAUAAUAUAUAUGUAGAUAUAUAAAGUGAGAUAUAUAAAUAUAUACAUAUGUAUAUGUGUAGAGCGAGACACCAACAGACCUGUGGGUGCACAUAAGCAAUGGAUUUGUCAGAUGUUCAAGGAAAACUGUGUCCACAGAACGUUAUAUUGGAUUGUAACAUAGUAACAGUAACAGGAGAACAGGUUCCUGCUGGAACAGAAAUCUGUGUUUUACUAUGUGAACAACUAGUACUUUGUGCUGGUGAUGGAGAUUACUUAAAUGUUAAUGUUCAUAGCAGUACAAAAACUACAGACAGACAAGAACAAAUAUAUUUAAACCCUGGAAAUCAGGAAUUAUUUGCAGACAUUCAUUGCAAUGGGGAAUCAUAUAAAACGAUUGACGAGUUGUGUCGUGCAUAUCCUCGCUUUUUUUCCUGCAAUAAUGAUUUUUUUGCAGUGGAUAAAGAGGACUGUACAGUCAGAGUUAACAGUGGCGAGAAACUCGAAUUUAAGACGAUACAGUGUAUAGAAACAUCUUCAGGUGCAAUAGCCAAAAGUGGAGAACAGACUUAUACCAAUGUUAGGAUAACCACGAAAACGUCAAAUGUUGUGCUUUGUAACCGUAAUAACUGUGAAAUUCAGAUACCGUCUACAUGUAAAUAUACCUUCCAGGGCCUUGAAGACCCAAAUCAUUACACACCACGGGAGUUGUUAGAAAACUUUCCUCUACCACGGCAAGUCAGACUAGUUGACGAAAGUCUAUACAGAUUAGGAUUACCGUACCUAUGUUCUAAUGAACUCGAUUUGCAGUCAGUUACAACAAACUAUUUUCUAUUGUUUACAUCCGAACUCAAAACUGGUCCUCCGUUAUCAGGAUUUGAACUGCGACACCAAGUUAAGUGUUGUGAAUUAGUCGACCCAACAGCAGUGAAAAUCAGAAGACGCAUAGACAACAGUCAGAUUGGAGAGAAGUUUUCCACAAUAUUUUUGUUUGAAAAAUCACAAGGUGACCAAGUGGUAUUUUCUGUGCUUGGUAGAAAGUGUUCUACCCCAGUAUCUAGAUUAAAAGCAGGACGACAGCAUUAUAUAGAUAUGAACAUAUCUAAAGGAAAAACUGGAGCACAUAAAAUGUCAUCUAGUGACUCAGGAUUUGCAGAUGCUGAUUUAGAACUCUGUACAUCAACGCUAACGAUUGAUAAAGGAAGAACAUGUAGUAACAACCAACAAUUAUCAGAUGGUUAUAACGCACCAUCAAGGCAAACUAAACUCCGGUAUUCCGAAUGUCACACUUCCGAUAGAUUAUCUACUCAAGAGGAAUACUUGAAUCCAAUCGAUGAUGGCGAUACCACAUCCGACCGCUCCUCGGGAGAAUAUGUAGAUGUUAGAUUAGACAGAGAGGAAACACCGCCAUUACCAGAACGGAAAUACCUUGAUCCUCCUAUUCCAUCAAGAAAUAAUCAGACUAAAUAUGAUAUUAAUACCGCAGAUACAGAGCAAGUCAAAGCCAAAAAAGGAGCGAAUACAGAAUCGGAAACUGACAAUAAAGAACCUGCAAAAAGAUCAGAGAUAACACGUAUUAGCCAACCAGAGAGUGAUCUUAGAUCCAUGACAAUGAUUGAACUUGAAAAUCUACUUAAAAGUGUAAAGCUUGAUAAAUUUGCUGAAAUGUGCUGUGCGGAACAAAUUGAUGGCGAUUUUUUCAUGGACAUGACAGACGAAAUACUGAAAGAGGAACCGUUUAGUUUGAAUCGAUUUGAAAUUUUGAAAGCAAAAAAAUUACAGGGUGGAUGGAAACCAAAAUAAGUACAAUGAUAUUUUUAAGUAUAGCUUCCUCUUGUGUGAGCAAAAGGGGGUUAUAAAUGUGUUCACAUAGGUAAACAAUACAUUGAUUAUUCAAUAUUUGUGCGAUAUCUAAACAUGUGUACUUCUAUCUACAGAAUAUAAUGUUUUAUUUCUAUAGUAUAAAUGAUACAUAUAUAUUUUUUCAUAGUCAUAUACAGUUCCUAAUGCUUUAGUUGCAUGCAGAAUUUUCUGUUAAAACAAUCUGGAGAUCGUCGAUUAACGUACUGUUCUAUAUCCUUAAUGCUACAUUUUGUACAAAACGUCCGUUUUUCACAGCAUUUAAAAAAUCAUUUCAGAUGAUUAAAUAUAAUUCUUUUAAUCUUAAGUCUUUACCAAUGUUGGCCAAUGUCGUCCGUAUGGAACACAUAAUGGAGGAAACUGGCCUAAUAUACCUGCAUGAACGAAUUAUCGUGAUUGUCAUAUCACAGGCACUUUGGGCAUGGGUCCCAUCAUUUUUAUUAUUAUUUUUGUAAUAAAUACUAUCAAUGAAAAA
Messenger RNA from Mytilus californianus (California mussel), 2568 nucleotides. RefSeq lists its product as uncharacterized. NCBI's taxonomy places the organism in Eukaryota, Metazoa, Mollusca, Bivalvia, Mytilida, Mytilidae. The record is from RefSeq and is a predicted model, not a curated record. The transcript is spliced from 2 exons. The coding region runs from base 354 to 2036 and encodes 560 amino acids.